GGUCUAAAAAGGACAAAUGGUCUACAUCUACAAAAACUCCACUGAAAGAUAUUGAUUUUCAUAUCAAGGUGUGGCAACAAUGACAACGCGGAAGUGAGCUGAUAAGAGUUCAGAGAGCGGCUGAAGUACAGCUGUUUUCAGACAUACACGAUGCCUGCCGACGGCGAUAUCAGAUACUGUCAAAGAUUUUCCUAUGCACUCCUUAAAUUCAGCCUGUUCUUCUAUGCCUGCAUCUGGUGGUUAAUAGGCGGAGGUAUCCUGGCCAUUGGUAUCUAUGCUGAGGUAGAGAGGCAACGCUACAAGACACUGCAGGGAGUGUUUUUGGCUCCAGCGAUAAUCCUGAUCCUACUUGGAAUUGUCAUGUUUAUUGUUUCACUCGUUGGAGUCUUGGCUUCACUGAGGGAUAAUCUAACAUUGUUGAAAGUGUUCAUGUACACCCUGACCAUUUGCCUGAUCCUGGAGCUGCUGGGAGGAAUCUUGGCACUUGUGUUUCGCAACCAGACUGUGGAAUUACUGAACAAAAAUAUCCGAAGGGGCAUAGUGAACUACUAUGAUGACUUGGACUUUAAGAACAUCAUGGACUUUGUUCAAAGGAAGUUUAAGUGUUGUGGAGGUCAAGAGUUUAAUGACUGGGAAGUCAACAUGUACCAUAACUGUUCUGCACCUGGUCCACUAGCCUGCGGAGUCCCCUACACCUGCUGCAGUAAUACAAAGCCUAAUGAAGUGGCCAAUACUAUGUGUGGGUACCAGGUGCUCCAGAAAGCGCGAUUGGAGUUGUUGGAUAUGAUCCAUAUUCGAGGCUGCACUGAUGCGGUCUUCAUCUGGCUAAUGGACAACUAUAAGAUAAUGGCAGGACUUUUGUUGGGGAUCCUACUUCCUCAGUUCUUCGGUGUGAUAGUCAGCUGGCUGUAUAUCACUCGUGUUGAAGAUGCCAUCGCUGAGUACGGCCUCUAUAUGGAUGGCCUGUUGGAUGGACAGGAAAGUCCUAGAAAGAAGCAUGGCCGGGUGACCAAAUGGUUUAGGUGUAUGCCAGUUAUUUAGAGUUUGAUAUUCAACCUUGCUUUUUUUCAAUGUCUUUCAUACUAUUAGUUCCUAAUUAAUGUUUUACAGUCUCCUAAUGGAAAUGAUAAAAAAAAAUCAGAAUUCCUGUGCGAGGUUUUUAGCUGUAUUGUGCCACAGACAAUCUCAGGGAUGAAGACAAAGCAAUGCAACCACUUCGUACCUGUUUGUUUUUUUUUCUGUCGAAUAUAUUACUUUUUUACUUUGUGUAACCACUAAGGAGUUAAUCAUGACACCCUAAAAUGCAUUUUUUUCAAGGACCAUGAUAGAGAUUUUAAACUCAUUGGUUGAAAUGUGCCUUGUCUUUUUUUCUUACAUUUCUGCACAUGUGUAAAAAUGUUCAUUGAACCCCUGUGAUUUGUUCAUUAUAUUGAAGGCUCAUUCCUCCAAUAAGGCAACUGAAUUUCAAGAACCUAGUAGAGGAACAUGGGACAAUGGAAAAAUUAGCCCAAAUUUAGGUGAAAUACAGAAUUGGCCUUGGUGGGUGAUACACUCUGUGAAUUUGUAACAACUAACCUGAGGGUAUUAUGUUCACAGUAAUUUAUUCAACAAGGCAGUAGCUGUAUUUAGUUUUUGAUCAAAUACAUUUUUGUGUUAUCAAAAAUCACUGCUCAUCAUUUAUUAAGUAUAUGAUAAUGGGGUAAGGGAUAUUUUUAAGUGUAAAAGUACUGCACUGAUGGAUUAUUUAGUUGCUCCACAGAGGUCUCUGUCUUCAGACCUUCACUCACCAACCCAGACCACCUCUCUACAAUAAAAUAAACAUAAUUGUUGCACAUAAUGGACCUGCAAAUUAUGUUUUCCUCAAACCAAAAUUGGCUAAUUGCAUUAAUAGUAUAUUUUUCUUUGACAUUGUUGGGUGUAUUUAAAAUAUUUAUGCCAAAGGCUCCACUAAAAUUACUAAUAUUUACAUUGUAUUGUACAACAGAUGAAGUUGCUUGUUAUGCAAAAUCAUUCUAAUAAAGGACUCCUGGUAGUUUUAUAUUUUUAAUUGCCUAGUUUAAACUCAUUUUGAAGGUUUGUCAAUAGGAAAGAUCUGUAACUGUCAUAACAUUCUGCACAUCAUAGGUAAAUUACAUUUGUAAGCCUUUAAUGAUGGUUCAACCAAAGUUUACUUUAUAACUCACUUCAUCGUGAAGGUUCAAUUUUAUAUUUCCAUGUAAAAUAUGUUUGGCUUAUGAGCAAGUUGUAUAAAAUGGAAAUUUACAUGAGUUUUGAUGUUUCAGCUUAUUCAUUAUUUGGCUUUAAUUUAUGAAGCUGAGGACUAGGGUGUGCAGGAAUAAAAUUAUAGCUUGGGUACUGUGGGUCUUAAACAUGAGCAUCUGUAAUUUUUUUCUGUACUCACACAGAAUCAGGGUGAAAAUAAAGUUGCAUAAGAUUGCUUCUAGCUGGUUAAACAGCAUGUAAUGCAUUAAGGAAAAAAAACUACGGGUUUUUACUAACACUGGUUACUAACAUUGAUAACUAAAUGGGAAUAUUUUGGCUAAAGACAACUUGCAUAAUCAUAUGUUGAUUCAAUUCAUGAAGCUGUAAGUGUCGAUGCUGUACAUUUUUACAUUAGUUAUUUUCCUAUUUAUAUCGUUGUUAGCAUACUUCAACACUUGCCACCAAAGAAACUUCCUUCCUGUUACUGUGUCAGUUGCUCCAAAUGUGUUACACUUCGACCAUAUUUCAGUCAUGAUUAAAGCAAAAGUAUUUUCUUUAUAAAGCACUGAGAUCACAUAUGUUAAUUUUUGUAGUUUCUGCUCUCCUACUGUGUGUAUUUAUCUAUGCAUUGUGCUAUGUGCAUGUGCUGUGCAUGCCGUCAUUAUGUGGGUGAUCCUCCUCUGUCCAUUUACACUGAAGUAUGUUUUGAAAGUGUAAGUUUCUUAUUGGGUGUGGAAAAUAAAAUGAUUUGGUGCUGUU
Melanotaenia boesemani (Boeseman's rainbowfish) is the source of this 2961-nucleotide messenger RNA. It is a transcript of the gene tspan15, whose product is annotated as tetraspanin 15. NCBI's taxonomy places the organism in Eukaryota, Metazoa, Chordata, Actinopteri, Atheriniformes, Melanotaeniidae. Gene Ontology annotation, cellular component: membrane. The transcript has 9 exons. The record is from RefSeq and is a predicted model, not a curated record. Bases 151 to 1041 code for a protein of 296 amino acids.